Messenger RNA from Seminavis robusta, 477 nucleotides. Lineage: Eukaryota; Bacillariophyta; Bacillariophyceae; Naviculales; Naviculaceae. The record is from the annotation of a GenBank genome assembly.
AUGGGUUUUUUCUCUGAUCCCGCGAGUGCCAGUGUGGAGGUAUCUAUGGAAUUGUUAUCAGUGGAAGCGGACCCUGACUCUCCUGGGACUCCCACCAGUAAGAAGAGCCAACGGCCUCGUCGCACCAAGUCGAUGGACCAGUCGGCUCUGGAAAGUCCACGAAUGCCGGCCAAGAUCCGCAAUCUGCGUCACAGUAGCAUCAGUAACAAGAUGCCUUCGGUCUUUCGGGACAGUGCUAGCAUGGGCACUAGUAGUGGCCCGAACAGUCGAAGAGGUAGCAUGGCCGAUGGAUCCAUGAACUCUUCCAUUGGCGGGUCAUCCUCUAUGCAAGACCACCUAGAAGACAUUGAAGCCUUUUGCAACGUCAUGAAACAAACGCCAAGCAAAGAACGAAAUCGUAUGCUCAAAGAAUCCAUCAAUCACAAAGAACAACGAGGGCGAAAAAAGUCCAUGAGACGAACCAAGUCCAUGGAUUAA